Messenger RNA from Helicoverpa armigera (cotton bollworm), 1403 nucleotides. RefSeq names its product forkhead box protein A2-B. Bases 68 to 736 code for a protein of 222 amino acids. Gene Ontology annotation, cellular component: nucleus. Gene Ontology annotation, molecular function: cis-regulatory region sequence-specific DNA binding; DNA-binding transcription factor activity. Gene Ontology annotation, biological process: regulation of DNA-templated transcription. Lineage: Eukaryota; Metazoa; Arthropoda; Insecta; Lepidoptera; Noctuidae. The transcript has 4 exons. The record is from RefSeq and is a predicted model, not a curated record.
AACACACUGACGUUCGAAUUUCGAACGGCAUCAGUGCGGUCGUGGCUGCCAAUCGUGUCCAACCAAAAUGGCGGCUAGAACAGGUGACAGGUCGAAAUGGAGACGAAGAAAAUGCUCCAAAAGUCCUACGGAGGAGGAUAAUGAUUGUGCGAGCCUGGCAUGGCUGCUGAACUUCAGAUUGGACGAUUUCGUGAACAUCAAAGUGCCUGAUGACGAGCCUGUUGUGAAAGAGCCGAAGGUGGAUAUUCCUGAUACGCCACCGGCGCUAAAGAAACCGCCGUAUACAUACCCUGAGCUGAUUGAGAAGGCUUUGAGGGAGAAUGGAGAGUUAACAGUAUCUGCCAUAUACCAAUGGAUCUCAGACCGUUUCCCCUUCUACAAAGCGAACGACGAGCGCUGGAAGAACUCAGUUCGACACAACUUGUCUAUCAACCCUCACUUUCGUAAAGGCGCGAGAGCCCCUCAAGGCGCUGGUCACCUCUGGUCUUUGGCAGCCAACGCCAUAGACCUGCUGCCUCUCAGGAACAUGGUGUAUGAGGAGAAGAAGACUGUUGUUGAUGCUGUUGAGAAGACCAGGGUGCUCGGGUUCCCCAAGGUGAUCGUGCUCGAUGAGGCCGCAAUAGCAGCCGCCAGCAUCAUCCCGGACCAAGACUUAUUCACUGGGAGCACAAUGUUCUUAAACCCGGUGUCGACGGAGCAAGUGGUCAGGGAAAGUGGACUCAUCACGGUGGACUAGACGAUAUAAUAUUUGUGUCAAUUUAGUAUUAUUAUUGUACUGCGUGAACUUGGUUGGUUAUCAUGUUAAAGCGACACAACAUUUUAGAUAUUCAAAACAUGAUUUUAUCCAUUGACGUAACUUAGUGAUUCAUUUUUAGUUUGUAAAAGUUAUAAGUUGUUUCAAUUUUAAGUCUAAACUGAUAUAGUUUACUACAUUCCCUAGAUUCUAAUAUUUGCCUUAGCCAUACUGGUUUUAGCCAUACUGGUAUUUUUCAUAAUACUUAUAUAAUUGGCUGUCAUCUUUGAACAAGCAAACUAGGCAAACAUUGUAACGUUUUCGAUUUUAUAUCAAAAUGUGCUGUUUCUGUUUUUAUAAUUAUCUAUCUUCAUCAAUAAAAAUACAACAAAAAAAUGUUAAAUCGGUCCAGUAAUUCACACUAUGACCCAGGAAAAUAGGGCUCCGUAAAAAAAUCGCCUGUGUUAUCUGGUAAAUCGCUAAUUAAAUCGCAAUUUUGACACUAAUGUUUGUAAGUUAAGUUAACAUGAUAAUCAACAAAGUAUCGCCAGUGAUUGUUAAAUAUAAAUUAGUAAUUAAUAUACAAUUGAAUGCAUUAGAAUAAUUCGGCGAUCUCAUACAGCUAGUACGUAUUGUAAGGCUAUGUAUUUGAUAGUGAUGGUUUUAAUAA